UAUUUUACCCAAGAAAACCUCUGUUCCAGUCUCAGCUGCAUCUGCUAUCCGCUCACCUCUCGCCGCCUCCACCAUACGCCGUUGAAGCUCUCCGACAAACGGCUUUGUCUAUUCGACCUGAAGGUUCAGAUCAUCAUCAUCAUCAUCAUCAUCAUCAUCAUCAUCAAAGUGUAAGUAAAGAUGGGGAGAAAAGCUGGUGAGCUGCAUAUAAACGCAAAGAAGUUUGGUGGACUUUCAAAACCAUGUAUGAAGGAUAUGAUUACAUUUCUUGGGUGUUUGUCACUUAAUCAUAACUCUGAUGAAAAAUGCACUCGUCAACGCCAACUACUAGACACCUGUUUGGAAUCACAGAGUGGCAAAAAAAGAAAACCUUGGGGAACCCUCAAUUAUCACUUGCAGAGGCUCAACAGAGGGAGGAAGUAGUAGUAAUUACCAAUUUUGGUUUAAACUUUAAAGCAUUGCAGACUACAGAGAUUAGAUUAUUUUCAGGCGCAGCGCAUGUUUGUUAACUUACUUUUAUUUAUGCUCUAAUUACCGAUUUUGAUUGAUUAUUAUAAAUGGGUA
Lactuca virosa is the source of this 564-nucleotide messenger RNA. The record is from the annotation of a GenBank genome assembly. NCBI's taxonomy places the organism in Eukaryota, Viridiplantae, Streptophyta, Magnoliopsida, Asterales, Asteraceae.